AUGAAUCUCUCCGCGGUCCAGAUCUUGCUGCUCUGGAUUCUCAGUGUACCUGCCGGUCCAGUGCUCUGCUCGGAGGACGAGACGCGACUGGUGAAGAAGCUCUUCACUGGUUACAACAAGGUGGUUCGUCCCGUUGACCACUUCAAAGAAGUGGUGGUGGUGACCGUGGGACUACAGCUGAUCCAGCUCAUCAGCGUGGAUGAAGUUAACCAGAUUGUGACCAGCAAUGUUCGUCUCAAACAGCGCUGGCUAGAUGUCAACCUGAAGUGGAAUCCGGACGAAUUCGGAGGCAUCCGGAAGAUCAGAGUCCCAUCAACCGACAUUUGGAAACCAGACCUGGUGCUGUACAACAACGCCGACGGCGACUUCGCCAUCAUCCACCAAACCAAAGUCCUGCUGGAGCACACUGGGAUGAUAACGUGGAACCCCCCCGCCAUCUUCAAGAGCUACUGCGAGAUCAUCGUCCUCCACUUCCCAUUCGACCUGCAGAACUGCAGCAUGAAGCUGGGGACGUGGACCUACGACGGACUGCUGGUGGUCAUCAACCCGGACAGCGACCGGCCGGACCUCAGUAACUUCAUGGAGUCCGGCGAGUGGGUGCUGAAGGACUACCGGAGCUGGAAGCACUGGGUUUACUACACCUGCUGCCCCGACACGCCGUACCUCGACAUCACCUACCACUUCCUGAUGCUGCGUCUGCCCCUCUACUUCAUCGUCAACGUCAUCAUUCCCUGCAUGCUGUUCUCCUUCCUCACCGGACUGGUCUUCUACCUGCCCACCGACUCCGGAGAAAAGAUGACCCUGUCCAUCUCCGUCCUGCUGUCUCUGACCGUCUUCCUGCUGGUCAUCGUGGAGCUGAUCCCCUCCACCUCCAGCGCCGUCCCCCUCAUCGGGAAAUACAUGCUGUUCACGAUGGUGUUCGUCAUCGCCUCCAUCAUCAUCACCGUCAUCGUCAUCAACACGCACCACCGCUCGCCCAGCACGCACACCAUGCCCGCCUGGAUACGCAAGGUCUUCAUCGAAACCAUUCCCAACAUGAUGUUCUUCUCGACCAUGAAGCGUCCCGGUCAGGAGAUCCGGCAGAAGAGGAUGUUCCCCACCGACAUGGACAUCUCUGACAUCUCAGGCAAGGCCCACGGAGAGAGAUGUUCCAUCGUGACAUUAAAGACCCGCGGGUCAAGUGUUUGUGUGUCAACUACGACCUGUGUCUCCUGUGCAGGUAACCCCGCCCCCACCAGUGUCACCUACCAGUCUCCCAUCACCAAAAACCCGGAUGUUCGCAGCGCCAUCGAAGGGGUGAAGUACAUCGCUGAGACCAUGAAAUCAGACGAGGAAUCUAACAUUGCAGCAGAGGAGUGGAAGUUUGUCGCCAUGGUCCUGGACCACAUCCUGCUCUGCGUCUUCAUGGCCGUGUGCAUCAUCGGGACGCUCGCCGUCUUCGCCGGGCGGCUCAUCGAGCUCAACACGCUGUAGAGGACCAGCCCUCAUAUUUAGUCUUUCACUCACACACACACACACACACACACACACACACACACACACACACACACACACACACACUUCAGGUGUUUUCUACAGUGUUUUAUCACUGGAAUACGUGUUAUUACUCCAAUAAGACACAAAUGCAGUAAAGAGUCAAUUGAUUUCUUUUUUUCAGCAGCUUGAGUUAAGGUUUAAUUUUCUUUAAUGUUAAGACGCACCUUUUAACAGAGAAUGUUUUCAUAUGUGAGGAUGAAUGUCAUAUAUCUGUCUAUUAACAGUUUACAUUGGAUGUAAAAGGCAUGUUUAAUGCUAUUUGAAUCUAACUUUAUCUUUGAGUGCAGGCGAGAUUCAUUCCUUCCUGGAAGUUUUAUUGGUUUCAUCCGUCUGACACGGCUUUGACUUUUAUAGACGUUUAUAUUGUGUAAAUAUGAGUGGCAAAGUUCCUCCUGAUUCUGCUUUACUGUUUGAAUAUUACUUUUGAAAUGACGUGUCACGACCGGACAAAGGUCCUGAACCCAAACGCACAAC
Pungitius pungitius (ninespine stickleback) is the source of this 2010-nucleotide messenger RNA. Its product is annotated as acetylcholine receptor subunit alpha. Lineage: Eukaryota; Metazoa; Chordata; Actinopteri; Perciformes; Gasterosteidae. Bases 1 to 1473 code for a protein of 490 amino acids. Gene Ontology annotation, cellular component: neuron projection; plasma membrane; synapse. The transcript is spliced from 10 exons. The record is from RefSeq and is a predicted model, not a curated record. Gene Ontology annotation, molecular function: acetylcholine-gated monoatomic cation-selective channel activity; transmembrane signaling receptor activity. Gene Ontology annotation, biological process: regulation of membrane potential; monoatomic ion transmembrane transport; signal transduction.